AUGGCGUCGUCGAUCCUCCGGGAGCCGGUGUCCCGUCUAAAGCCGGAGAGCGUGCGGCGUUGGCCGAGGAGGACGCUCUUCGCCGGCUUGGACUGGAGGAGGCUGAUCCUGGUGUCUACACUGGCUGUCACGGCAUUUGUGGCGAUCACGGCCGGCGCCCUGCCGUACUCGUCUGUGGUUUCGUUCCUCUUUCCAUCGGUCUCUCACUCCCACUCGACGGAUCAGAAUGUUACCGCUGCCAUGCCGCUGCCGUCUCCGCUUCCCCCUCCUCCUCCUCCAUCAAGGGUGGUGCCCUCGCGGCAAUUUCCGUCUCCCCCAAACACGUCUGUUUUCUCCCUGAGGCCAUCCGAUUCUCUCGUUUCUUCACCGCCUGGUAUUGCUUCGGCUUGGAACGGUACCCCCGGGGGAGGCGUGAUCAAAGAACAGAGGCCGAAAGGUUCUCGACGUUCUCGAUUAGAGGUGGUGACUUUCUCUUUUCAUUUAUUGCAUUUAUCUCAUGUGGUUCUUUUAUUAUAUAAACUAUGCCAUCUUAUUUUCUUCAGAGACCAUUGUGGUCGUUACCUCCAGAUGAAGCACUUGCUUACGCCAAGUCUGAGAUCGAGAGAGCUCCCCUCAUCUCGGAUAAUUCCAAUCUGUACGCCCCCUUAUUCCGGAAUGUGUCGACCUUUAGAAGGUGCGAACCAAGCAUGAGUCACUUGAAUUCAUUUUCGAUAACUCGUAGGAACGUUUAUCGACUUUCGAGACGCAUAUACCAUGGUUAUCACAGAGCAAAUUCAUCUUACAAAGCAAAAUGUCGCCAAUUUUUUUGAAAACUUCGCAAAGUUCCACAAUUGUGGAACUAAUCAUGGACAGACCGAUAUCUUCUCAAUAUUUCCUCUAUACUCUGUCCCCACAAUCUGAAGAUCCUUCCCUUGACUUUGGAAAGUAUUAUCUCUCUUCAAAAGUAGCAGAGAAUUCUGCAUGAUGCUCUUUAGGGUAUGCAGUCUCAUAAUCAAUUCCUAGGAUCUGCUUACUCUUCCAUGUAGAAGUUGACAUUUUUGCAUUCAUUGUAUUCUUCGUGUGGAUGAAAACCUAACGGAAAAUGCCGAUCGUCGUUUAAGGCGCUUGGUUCGGCUGGCGGCUGUUGCCUACAAUACAGCGCAGACGAGUAACUCAAAAUUGAUUGACUUGGGUACGAAAAAAAAUUCAAGUCCUUCCCCAUCAGCGGUUUGUUGAGUAGAAUAUCGAAGCAAGAGAGAACCCAACAGUUGGUUGGAAAAUCCACAUUACUUCCUCUGAAAUUUUUAGAGUGAGCUUUAGCGGCAGUAGCCUCGGUAAAAUGCACUGCGUCUGGAUGUGGUUUGAAAUGACACAGAGAAAGCUAGGGACUGCGGUAUUGCAUGGGAUCAGAUAUAUAUCCUUCAACAAAAUAUGUAGACUUAUGCUCUUGAAAAAUCUCCGUGUUGAUAUGAUUGAGGAAUGCACGUUUAGUAUGGUCAGUCGCAAGAAGUUACUAUUUGUUACUAUUUCUAAGGAAUAAAAGUAUUAGUAAAAUAAAAUAUUAUCUUCGGGAAAAAAAGUUAUUCAUGAAUUCGGCAACUUACACUAAUCGUCAAACAUUUAUCCUGUAUCGUCGUACAAAUUAAGUGAGGGAACUGGAAAUACUAGAAAUCUUUCCGGAAGUUUCCUGCCCCUGAAAUCACCACAAAUAAAUUCACAAAUUCCUUUUAGUUCUUUCCGAUAUUAUUGGAACCUAUGAUCAUAUUUUAUCUUCUGUAAUUCUUAUAAUUGCCUAUCUUUCCUUGAAUAUUCUGCUCUCAAGAAUAGAGUUGGGCUUCUGAAUACUGAACAAUGCUGAACAAGGAACCUGAUAAUCGGUGCAUCCAUACGAACUUUAAACUAUGAUACCUACACAGCGUGAUAUAAAUACAUCAGUCUUCUUUCAUGGCACUUAAUGUGAUUAAUAGGAAGUUUCACAUUCCUGCAUACAGAAUUCUCCCAAAACCAAAAUAAAAUGAAAAACAUGAUAUAUUUGUCAUGACACUGAUAGUAAUUAAACUGGCUUGCACAUUUCUACAUUCCGUCUCGUUCUCAGAAAUAAAAAAAUCUAAAAUGUUUUAUUUUCAGGAGCUAUGAGCUGAUGGAAAAAAUUCUGAAGGUGUACAUCUACAAGGAUGGAGAAAGACCAAUUUUCCACACACCUCCUCUCAAAGGCAUCUAUGCAUCCGAAGGAUGGUUUAUGAAGUUGAUUGAGGAGAAUAAGCAAUUUACUGUGAAGAAUCCGAAUAGGGCUCAUCUAUUCUACCUUCCUUACAGUUCACGUCGGCUACAAGAAGCACUCUAUGUACCUGACUCCCACAAUAUGCGUCCAUUGUCACUCUUUCUAAGGGACUACGUGGACAAGAUCGCAUCAAAAUAUCCAUUUUGGAAUCGAACACAUGGAUCAGAUCAUUUCCUGGUUGCUUGCCAUGACUGGGUAUGCAUCUGUACAACUCUCCAAACGAGAACUUCACUUCUUUAAUUUUGUCGCAGGCUCUGAUGGCUAUUGGUUUAUAAUUCAUUCUGGAAAGAACUCGGUUCUCAUAUCUCAGGUUUUUUUUUUAGCACAGUACCGGUGGCAUUGUUUUGGUACAGCUGUGCUUUCUGCAGGCCAAAAACUCUGGUUACCUAUUCGCGGAAUAUAUAGACAAAAAAUUAUCUGUAUCAGUAAGAGGCGACGAAGAUAACUUGAGCAACCACAUUUAUAACGUCCCAAACAGUUUUUUUCUCAAGAGAGGGUCAAUGUCCUUUUUCCUAGUUAAUGAGUAAUGCUUUACUUCAGUUUGGCCCGAAGAGAUUAUCUUACUUCAGGUGCUCGGGAUAAAAUCUAUAGCGUUUUCUUGGAAUUUUUAAAAACAUAUUACCCACUAUUUUUAAUAAAAUUGACUGUGGUAAUUUAAUUUUUCUCUGAACAAAUGUGUGCUAUCUUCAGACAUGUUAUCUAGGCGUUAUUUUUCCUUCCUGUUCCUCAGAGAAAACUUUGCUUAUAAUUCUGUGAGAUGCUCCAUGAAUAAAAAUAAUACAUGAAUGUAUUCAUGCUUAGUGAAUUUUAGGUAUUUCUCAUAAUUUUAUUAAAUUAGCCCACAAUACAGUGGGAUGGUCAUUCACCGUUAAAUGUUCAGAAAUCUGAAUGGACUGAAGACAUGAAUGAGUUAUGCAAUGUAUAGAGCAUCUUCCACGAGAAAUAUUUUGAGAUAUUUUUCAGUUUCACAUGACGUCUUCGUAGAAUAAUCCACAGACUUCCAUCACUGUCGUCUGAUUUUUGCAGGGGCCAUAUGUAACCACAGCGCAUGAUGAGUUAUGCAAAAACACCAUCAAAGCUUUAUGCAAUGCGGACACAUCUGAAGGGAUAUUUGUUCGCGGGAAAGACGUAUCACUUCCGGAAACAUCCAUCAGAGUUCCAAAAAGGCCUCUCAAAUACCUUGGAGGGAGGCCUGCUUCUCAACGUUCUAUUCUAGCUUUCUUCGCUGGACAGAUGCACGGCCGCGUCAGACCUACGCUACUCAGUCACUGGGGAGGAAACGAUGCGGACAUGAAAAUCUACGGCCCGCUUCCUUCUAGAGUAUCGAGAGCCAUGUCCUAUAUCCAGCAUAUGAAGUCAAGCAGGUUUUGCCUCUGUCCCAUGGGCUACGAAGUAAACAGUCCAAGGAUCGUGGAAGCAAUUUACUAUGAAUGCGUUCCUGUGAUUAUAGCAGACAACUUUGUUCCUCCGUUUGACGAGGUGUUGGAUUGGAGUUCAUUCUCUGUCAUUGUUGCAGAGAAGGAUAUCCCUGACCUGAAGAAUAUGCUUCAAAGAAUAUCCCUAAGACAAUAUAUCACUAUGCAGACGAACGUGAAAAGGUUGCAGAAACACUUCCUUUGGCAUGCCAAGCCCAUCAAAUAUGAUCUCUUUCACAUGAUUCUUCACUCGAUCUGGUUCAAUAGGCUAACUCAGAUCAAGGUCCAGCAAAGUUGA
Messenger RNA from Spirodela intermedia, 3973 nucleotides. Lineage: Eukaryota; Viridiplantae; Streptophyta; Magnoliopsida; Alismatales; Araceae. The record is from the annotation of a GenBank genome assembly.